This is a messenger RNA of Cajanus cajan (pigeon pea), 2007 nucleotides long. Lineage: Eukaryota; Viridiplantae; Streptophyta; Magnoliopsida; Fabales; Fabaceae. The record is from RefSeq and is a predicted model, not a curated record.
GGAAUGAACCCAACAUAGCAUUGGCCUAGCACUCACCAAUCUCCAUAUAUCUAGCUAGAUUACAAUCACAAAUCCACAACACAACCAACGAAGCUUCAAGUAUGACUCCUUUUUACUUGUCCGUCCUAGUUAUCAUUUUUCUCUUCUCUCUGAAGCUCUUGUUCCAAUCAAGAAGAUUCAGAAACCUCCCUCCAGGGCCACCUUCUUUCCCCAUAAUCGGAAACCUCCACCAACUCAAACAACCCCUCCACCGCACGUUCCAUGCCAUAUCACUAAAAUAUGGCCAAGUCUUCUCUCUCUGGUUCGGCUCCCGUUUCGUCGUUGUCGUUUCGUCGUUCCCCGCGGUGCAAGAAUGCUUCACCAAAAACGACAUCGUCUUGGCGAACCGGCCCCACUUUCUCGCGGGCGAGUACAUCGGCUACAACAACACCACCGUUACGGUAUCCAACUACGGCGACCACUGGCGCAACCUCCGCCGCAUCAUGGCGCUCGAGGUUCUCUCAACGCACCGUUUAAACUCCUUCUUGGAAAUCCGAAGGGACGAGAUCAUGAGGCUCGUGCGAAAGCUAGCUCACGACUCACACAACGGCUUUACCAAAGUGGAACUUAAGUCAAGGUUUUCGGAAAUGACGUUUAACACUAUAAUGAGGAUGAUAUCGGGGCCAUUGUGGGCCACUAGAAGCCUUAGUGGUCCAAACAUGGGCGAGCUGCAGGGGUUGGCCUCUUCGUCCCGAAGUCGGGUGCGCUUCCUCGAAGAUGAGGUGACGUCCUCUCGUGGUCGGGUUCGCUCUUUGGAGGAUGAAGUGAUCUCUCUGAAGAGUGAGCUGGCGACGACGACCGAGAAGUGCAUCUGUGACGAGGUCAUGAUCGGCGGCAAAGAGGAAGAGGUCGCCGCCUUGAAAGAGGAGUUGGCCAAGCAGGAGGCGGAGAGGGCGGGGGCUUUCCAGAGCCGAUACAUAGCCCACCACUUCGGGAAGGGCCUUUCAAAGGUGCGAUUGGACCAUGUGAGCACCUCGGCUGACAUGGACUCGUUGUGGAGCGCGGGGGUGACUGCCGAGAAGUUCUUCCCUCAAGGCUCGCUGAGCUCCGAGGACCAGGGGCUAAUAGAUGAGGUCGGGCCCGAGGAUAGUUUUGACGCUGCCCAGAAAAUGAUUUUCUUAUUUGUUGUAUUAAUGUUUUCCUCGAAUUUACAGGUUAUGCUACUUGCAGGAACAGACACAUCAUCAGUAACAUUAGAAUGGGCCAUGUCUAAUUUAUUAAACCAUCCAGAAAUAUUGAAGAAGGCAAAAAAUGAAUUAGACACUCAUAUUAGACAAAAUUGCUUAGUUGAUGAACCUGACCUUUCGAAACUCUCCUACCUUCAGAGCAUUGUUUAUGAGACACUUCGUUUACAUCCUGCUGCGCCAAUGUUGGUACCCCAUUUGUCUUCAGAAUAUUGCACCAUAGGAGAAUAUAAUGUCCCUCAAAACACAAUUUUGUUAGUUAAUGCUUGGGCUAUUCACAGAGAUCCCAAGUUGUGGAGUGAUCCAACACAUUUUAAGCCCGAGAGGUUUGAGAAGGAAAGUGAAGCAAGCAAGUUACUUUCAUUUGGAUUAGGGAGGAGGGCUUGUCCUGGUGCAAACUUGGCCCAACGUACAGUCAGCUUAACUCUGGCCUUGUUAAUUCAAUGUUUUGAGUGGAAAAGAACUAGCAAGGAAGAAAUUGAUAUGACCGAAGGAAAAGGGGUCACUAUGCCAAAAAAGUUUCCCUUAGAAGCUAUGUGCCAAGUGUGUCAAUCACCAACAAUUAAUGGUAUUUUCUAAUUUCUAGUGCUAUUAAAAACACACACCAUGUUCUACCAAAAGUCAUUAGCUCAAGUGGUUCAACAUUUGUAUUCUAUAAUCAAUGACUGAUGUUCGAUUUUCAAUUUGAAUAGAGUUGAGACUAGAGAUAUCACUUGAAUCUUAUAGGAUCCAACUCGAUGGGCCUUUUGGCUUGAAUAAAUAAAAAAUUUAACAUUUCCAUAAA